Cercospora beticola is the source of this 616-nucleotide messenger RNA. RefSeq names its product YqaE/Pmp3 family membrane protein. The record is from RefSeq and is a predicted model, not a curated record. Gene Ontology annotation, cellular component: membrane. Lineage: Eukaryota; Fungi; Ascomycota; Dothideomycetes; Mycosphaerellales; Mycosphaerellaceae.
ACCAAGGUAGUUGACCACACGACUCAUCAACAAACUCACCAGAUUCCGUCCUCACCAUGAUCUCCGCAAUCAUCCUCGUGAUAAUCACCAUCUUCCUGCCACCAGUCGGCGUCUUCCUCGUCGCAGGCUGCGGCGCAGACCUCUUCAUCAACAUCUGCCUGACUCUUCUAGGCUACUUGCCAGGUCACAUUCACGCGUUCUACAUCGAAUACGUCUACUACUCUCGCAAAGAGCAAGCAGAGCAAGGCUACUACAGCGAACGACCUGCGCCUGGAGUCUACAGCGACAACGUACAGACGGGCGGCGUCCGAGGUUAUGGCACAAUAGCACCACAAGGACCUCCACCACAACAUUAGAUCGGAGCAUACGAUGCGACGUAUGCAGCGACAAUCGCAACGAUGAGGACAACGUGGAGGCUGAGUUGGAAUGGAAUAUGGAAUGUUUAUGACGUUAGGAUAAGGUUGGGUCCAUACGAGAUUGAUUAGUGAACGACGAAGACUCUAUACCAGGAAGCAGGCUGGAUGCUGGGGAGGGAGACUGCUUCACGGCGUUUGGCUUUGAGAUACCCAUCAGUGUUAUGACCAGCAUGACUUUUGAGCUUUUGCUGAUGUAUGAA